AUGCCGACGAAUUCGUCAUAUCCAGACAUCCAGAUUCCUCAGGCUGACCUGUGGGGUUUGAUGUUUGAACAGCCGCGGGACUUUCCUGAUACGCAGGUCAUAUACCGAUCUGUCGAUAGCUCUCGUCAAUAUACAUGGGCGGACGUCAAAGAGGCGGCCACCGCGUUCGGAGGCGGUCUCCGUAACCUUUGGGACUGGCAGAAGGGUGAUGUUCUGAAUAUCUAUGCCCCCAACGAUGUCGACUUUGCGGCCGUUGUCUACGGCGUUUUCUACGCGGGAGGCAUAGUGUCCCCCGCCAACCCGGCGUAUUCGGUCGAUGAAUUAUCCUUUCAGUUGACCAAUUCGGAGUCGAGGGCCAUCGUUACAACCAUCGAUUUCCUACAGACGGCGCUAAGAGCAGCAAAGAAAUCCGGUAUCCCCCAGGACCGUGUCAUCUUGCUUGGUCAGGGACGGGACCCUAGCCAUAGGUGCAAGCACUGGACAAACAUCCGGAAGACUAGCGGCUCGUCAAGAUACAGAAGACGCAAGAUGGAUCCGGACAAGGAUCUCGCUUUCCUGGUUUACAGCUCGGGAACAACUGGAUUGCCGAAAGGAGUCAUGCUCAGCCACCGAAAUGUUAUCGCCGACUUGUUGAUGAUCAAAUCUUCCAUGGGAAAGUGGUACUCGAGUGGUCAAGAUAAGAUCCUCGGAGUUUUGCCCUUUUACCAUAUCUAUGGGUUGACAGGCCUCGUCCAGCAGCCCCUUCAUCGAGGAAUUGAGCUAGUGGUGAUGCCUGCGUUCAACCUGGAAGUAUUCCUAAAAGCCAUUCAGGACCACAAAAUCACAUUUAUUUACGUCGCUCCACCCGUGAUCGUACGGCUCGCGCGGGACAAGCUUGUUGAGCAGUACGAUCUCAGCAGUGUGAGAAUGAUCACCAGUGGUGCAGCGCCACUCACCAAAGAGUUGGUCGACGCGGUCCACAAGAGGUUAAACAUCAAGAUCAACCAAGCAUAUGGCCUAAGUGAAACCAGCCCAAUGACCCAUACACAGCCCUGGGAUGAAUGGUACACUUCCGUGGGGAGCGUCGGCAAAAUGUUCCCCAGCAUGAAAGCGAAGUAUAUAUCAGCCGAUGGCGAAGAACUUGGGCCUGGCCAGACUGGAGAAUUGUGGUUGUCUGGACCCAACAUCUUCAAAGGGUACUGGAAGAAUGAAGCAGCGACCAAUGAUGCCAUAACGUCGGAUGGCUUUUUCAAGACAGGGGACGUCGGCUUCCAGGACAAAAACGGCAACUUUUACAUUACCGACCGCGUCAAGGAACUGAUCAAAUACAAGGGAUUCCAGGUUGCUCCGGCCGAACUAGAAGGAAAAUUGAUGGACCAUCCUGCUAUCAAUGAUGUCGCCGUGAUUGGAGUUAAUGAUGACCACCAACACACCGAAGUGCCUCGAGCUUACGUGGUGGCUGCUGCGGGAAAGACGAGCGAGAAAGAUGCAGCGGAAAUAGUCAAGUGGUUGGACGGAAAGGUGGCCAACCACAAGAGACUGCGAGGGGGCGUGAGGUUCAUUGACGAGAUUCCCAAGAGUGCAGCUGGCAAGAUCUUACGGCGGGUGCUGAAGGAGAAAGCUAGACAGGAGAAUUCGAAGCCCAAAGCGAAGUUGUAG
Molecule: messenger RNA, 1638 nt
Organism: Exophiala spinifera
Lineage: Eukaryota; Fungi; Ascomycota; Eurotiomycetes; Chaetothyriales; Herpotrichiellaceae
Exons: 3
Coding region: 1-1638 (545 amino acids)
Biological process (GO): secondary metabolic process
Molecular function (GO): CoA-ligase activity
Source: RefSeq, a predicted model, not a curated record